Molecule: messenger RNA, 1694 nt
Organism: Archocentrus centrarchus (flier cichlid)
Lineage: Eukaryota; Metazoa; Chordata; Actinopteri; Cichliformes; Cichlidae
Gene: crls1
Product: cardiolipin synthase 1
Biological process (GO): cardiolipin biosynthetic process
Cellular component (GO): mitochondrion; membrane
Molecular function (GO): cardiolipin synthase (CMP-forming) activity
Source: RefSeq, a predicted model, not a curated record
UGGCAUCCUGCUGGCUAGAGUUGGGGUCCUGUCGGCUCUGACCAUCGGGCUCGUUACCUUCACCAUGAACACGCGGACGGACAGCACGAGGCCAGCGGGUCGGUAACGUAGGGCUUGUGAAGAUGAUGACACUGUGUUUGCGGAGGAUUUCCGCGCCGCUGUGCCGCAGCACCGCAAACGUGCGCUGCGUGGUGUCUGCGCGGAGUGCGGACGUGUUUCUGCCGGAGGCUGCGUCAUGGCGGCUCAGAUACACACCUGUCACCGAGUUCGGCAGGUUGAAACGACCUCAAGUGAGCGGCUCGUGGCUCACAAGACUCAAAUGGACGGAUAGUCGCGUCGCGUGCUGGAGUGGGGUCCUCCAGCAGGUUAAACAGACUCCACGACACGUGCAUGGACCUGUACCCCUGUACCACGGAGGUCACGAGCGGUGCGCGGGCAGCUUCCGGUCUUUGCUGACCCCGACAGCUAGAGGACUUUGCAGCGGGAAGACCGAUGAGACGCCCGACGGUUCUCCGAGAGAGGAGCGUGCUGAAUCCGGCUCCGUGCCGGGACAUGGGCUGUUCAAGUUCAAGGAGCUGUAUGAGAAUCCGUGGACAAUUCCCAACCUCUUAUGUGUGUGCCGGAUUUUGCUGGCUCCAUUCCUGGGUCAUCUGAUCAAGCAGAAAUUUCAUCUCAGUUUGGCUCUGUUUACGCUGGCCGGAGCUACUGACCUGUUGGAUGGUUACAUUGCCAGAACGUGGCCCACUCAAAGUCAGGCACUGGGCAGUGCCCUCGACCCACUGGCUGACAAGAUUCUCAUCAGUAUUUUAUACAUCAGUCUCACCUAUGCUGAACUCAUACCAGCUCCGCUGACCGCUCUGGUGAUCUCCAGAGACAUUGGCUUGAUAGCUGCUGUCUUCUGGGUCAGAUACAAGACUGUACCUCCACCGGUGACCCUUACUAAGUUUUUUAACCCCUGCUAUACCACAGCCCAGCUCAAGCCCACACUCUUCAGCAAGAUCAACACGGCCAUUCAGCUCUGUCUGGUUGCAGCAUCUCUGGCUGCUCCAGUCUUCCAGUAUACAGACAGUGUCCUGCUGCAGUGCUUAUGGUAUAUUACAGCGGUGACUACAGCUGCAUCAGGUUACAGCUACUGGCACUACGGCCGCAAGACAGUUCAGGUGCUGAACACCAAAUCACCGCCGUAAGCACACCUGAAAAGCCACAGAGAGCAGAACAACAGCGGCCGCCGCAGAGAUGCUGAUCGGCCGCAGAGAUGCUGAUCGGCCGCAGUGAAGGAAGGACGGACAGGCAGACCGGGGGACGAUCGCUAGGAGCUCUGAAACAAAGUAGACAUGACAAUCAUACGCGAGUCGCCAUGGAAAUGACACAGAAACCAACUGAGGCCACCGAUGGUUUACUGCAACACUACAGCAGCGCCCAACAGCAGCUCUGCCACCAGACAGCGUUUCGAGACAUGUUCAAGGAUAAAAACAGCAAACGCAAAUAUAGCCCAUCCACCCACUCCCUGAACACACACGUCAACUGUUAUCUGCAGAGUUUUCUGCUGCUUUUUACUUAUGUUAUCAGUUCGGGGUUACAAUGUGAACUUAAUUAUUGUCACAUGAUUGUUAGUUUUUCAAAGCAGUGAUUUAUGAUUAAAAAGAAAAUCUGAUUCAUUUUUGUCCAUGAGACUCUUUUGGGUGCCGCGGGGU